Messenger RNA from Trichosurus vulpecula (common brushtail), 1937 nucleotides. It is a transcript of the gene DBNDD2, whose product is annotated as dysbindin domain containing 2. The record is from RefSeq and is a predicted model, not a curated record. NCBI's taxonomy places the organism in Eukaryota, Metazoa, Chordata, Mammalia, Diprotodontia, Phalangeridae. Bases 177 to 650 code for a protein of 157 amino acids. The transcript is spliced from 4 exons. Gene Ontology annotation, biological process: negative regulation of protein kinase activity. Gene Ontology annotation, cellular component: cytoplasm.
GGCUCGCUCUCACGCCCACGCGGCCGCCGCCCCGUCGGAACUGCUCACACCGGGCGGGCGAGCGCACACGCGCAGUGUUCCUUCGGAGCCAGCGGCCCCCGGAGUGUCUCCUUGGACUCAUCGGGAAGCCGAGGCCGCUUGGGGACUGGGACUGGGGCUGCCAGGCAGGAGCCAGCAUGGAUCCCAAUUCCCGUGGAGCCCUGGACCGGCAGCAGCUUCGCCUUCGAGAUCGACAGAAGUUCUUUGAGGAAGUUUUCCAGCAAGACUCGGAGUUCUUCUUCCCUCUAUCACAUCUUCAUCUUGAGUCCCGGAGACCUCCCAUAGGCAGCAUCUCUUCUAUGGAAGUGAACGUGGACACACUGGAGCAGGCCGAACUGAUUGACUUUGGGGACCCAGAUGCCUCAGAUGUGUUCUUGCCCUGUGAGGAGCUCCCACCAACUCCACAGCCACCCACUGUAUCUGGUGUAGGUGACCACCCAGAGGAACUGAACUUGCAGAGGCCCCCAUCAGACAGGACCAUGUCAAGGACCUCCUCUUCCUCUUCUUCCACUGAACUUAAUAGCCCAGACCUGAUUGGAGAUGGUGUGGAUACACCUUUGGCACAGUCUGAUGAGGAAGAUGGGGGUGCAGAGCCUGCAGCCUGCAGCUAGCAGUGGGUGCUUCCCUUUGGACUGAAUCACAUGGCCCUGGUCACAGCCUAAUUUGGAACCCCAGCCCCUGCUAGGAGCCUUUGGGGAGAAGGCCAGUUGGCACCAGAGGGAGAAGACUAUGAAGCCUUCCAGAAAUUAACUCUCUCCUGCUUUUCUGCUAAUGCUUGCCGGCCUCCACUGCACAUACCUACUCAUGACCUACAUAGGCAAUGAUUGAAUUAGGGGGAUAUGAGGGAGGUAAGGUAGGAUACUAUCCACACCACAUUUCAGAAGGGCCAGAAAAGCCAUCCCACUCUCUUUUUAGUGGACUUGACCAAGAGGAUUUGUGGAUGUAAAUAUGCCACCCCACUUCCUUCCUUCUCUCAGUGAAAUGCUAGGCAAACCACCCUCCUUUCCUCUUCUUGAAAUGAUGUAUCUACUAUCCUGCUUUCUUAUUUCUCCCACUGCUAUGCUUCACCAGUCUUCUCACCUUAUUUCACAUACUGAAAAGCUGUCCCAGACCGUCCCACUUGACUUUUUGUCUCUUUUUUAAGCACAGCCAUUGGGGUCCAGGAUGGUCAUUUCCUAGUCUUAUCUAUAGGCCUUCCCUUCCCCUGAAGAGACUGACCCUCUCCAGUUCAGUGUGAGGCCUCACAGCUGCCACAUUACCAACACCAGCUCACUGUCUAUGGGAAGAUGAUGUGUUUGGGUGAAACUUAGCAGCCCCUCCUGGGUCCAAGAAGGUUGAGACCCGGAACCCUUGUCCCCAACCAGCAAACCUUGGUGCUGAGACUAUCUCCUGUGCAGCCAAAGGGGCCAUGGCCACCCCUCUAGAGGCAGGGUCUGCAGUUGUGUUUCUCUUGGCCCUGGAUCUCCCUGCAGGAGGGACAAAGCUUCAGGGGGCCCUUCAGCAGUCUCUCCUCUCAAACCUGACCCAUCAUUGCUUCAUCACCAACCUCACAGCAGGGCCAGCGCCUGUGGUCUGACUAGGACCUUAUAAUUAGAGGAUUUAGAACUAAAAGGGGCCUUAGGUCAUCUAGUCCAAUUCCUUCAUUUUACAGAUGGAGAAAUGGAAGCUCAGAGCCAUUAAAGUGCCAUGGCCAAGGCUACAGGUAGGAAGUAGUUGAGGUGUACCUUGUCCCAGGCAGGUAGUGGUGACCCCUGUACCCAGUGCCACACUGCUUCUGCUCCACAGCCCAGCUUUGGCACCUCCCCCAUGGGGUUCCCCCUGUAGAUGGCUAGAGAACAGCAUGUCUGGGGGGCUGCUACAGCAGACCAUGGGUUAAUAAAUCUUUUGAUUCCAGCAGG